GAGAAACGUACCGAGGCCAUUCCCUGGUGUUACAUGUUCGAAACCAAACCCUAGAGCACUGAUCGCUCAUCUAUUCCCCAUCUUCUUAUCAUCGUCAACCAAUCAUGGGUUCAGAUGCAGACAUGGAGGAUUAUGGAUUCGAGUACUCCGAGGAAGAACCUGAGGAGCAAGAUGUGGACAUUGAAAAUCAAUAUUACAAUUCUAAAGGUUUUGAAUCAGUGAACUUCCUUUUCACAACUYUUUGUUACCCACCUGGAUUCUUCAAAUCAAACCUGUAUAAUGGAUGCAUAGUUGUCUGCUUUGAUGCAAUUAAACAGUGCAAAUCAAAACUGAGGGGAUUCAAAGCACUUAAACAGACUGUCAAGCUUUAUUAUCGUUUAGGGAGGUACAAGGAGAUGACAGAUGCAUAUAGAGAGAUGUUAACUUACAUUAAAUCUGCAGUGACCCGAAAUUAUAGUGAAAAAUGUAUAAACAAUAUCAUGGAUUUUGUAUCUGGGUCUGCCAGUCAGAACUUUGGUCUUUUACAAGAGUUCUAUCAAACCACCUUGAAAGCACUUGAAGAAGCUAAAAAUGAGAGGUUGUGGUUCAAGACAAAUCUUAAGCUUUGCAAGAUCUGGUUUGACAUGGGCGAGUAUGGGAGAAUGAACAAGAUUUUGAAGGAACUACAUAAAUCUUGUCAACGGGCAGAUGGGACUGAUGAUCAAAAGAAAGGAACUCAGUUAUUGGAAGUGUAUGCAAUUGAAAUCCAAAUGUACACUGAGACGAAGAAUAACAAAAAACUCAAGCAACUGUACCAAAAAGCACUUACCAUAAAAUCAGCGAUUCCUCAUCCUAGGAUCAUGGGCAUAAUACAUGAGUGUGGCGGCAAAAUGCAUAUGGCAGAGCGCCAAUGGGCAGAAGCAGCUACUGACUUUUUUGAAGCUUUUAAAAACUACGAUGAAGCUGGGAAUCAACGAAGAAUACAGUGUCUUAAAUACUUGGUACUGGCCAACAUGCUUAUGCAAUCCGAAGUCAAUCCAUUUGAUGGGCAAGAAGCAAAGCCAUACAAAAAUGAUCCUGAAAUCUUGGCGAUGACAAACUUGAUUGCAGCAUAUCAACGGAAUGAAAUAUUGGAAUUUGAGAAAAUCCUCAAGAGUAACAGAAGAACCAUCAUGGAUGAUCCCUUCAUUAGAAAUUAUAUUGAAGAUCUUCUGAAAAACAUCAGAACUCAAGUCUUACUCAAGCUCAUCAAGCCAUACACAAGGAUCAGGAUCCCCUUCAUAUCAAAGGAGCUUAACGUUCCAGAGGCUGAUGUCGAACAGCUGUUAGUCUCGCUGAUAUUGGACAACAGAGUUCAAGGCCAUAUCGAUCAAGUUAACAGGCUGUUGGAGUGCGGCGACAGAUCAAAGGGAAUGAAGAAAUACACUGCUGUGGAGAAAUGGAACACACAAYUGAGGUCACUGUAUCAAAGUGUUAGCAAUCGAGUUGGUUGAAAAUUGAAGUUGUUUAUUUCCAUUGGCAUAUUUUGUUCAUCAUGUCAAAUUCAAAUUAGUAAUCUGAACAGAACACACCAGGGUUGAUGUGUUUUUUAGAGGGAACACUUGUUGCAAACCUAAAAUGCUGUCUUCUUUUGCAGAGUGAAUACUAUCUGAGGUAUAUUAUUACUUACUAUCUUCUAAAA
Cynara cardunculus var. scolymus (artichoke) is the source of this 1660-nucleotide messenger RNA. Its product is annotated as COP9 signalosome complex subunit 2. NCBI's taxonomy places the organism in Eukaryota, Viridiplantae, Streptophyta, Magnoliopsida, Asterales, Asteraceae. The coding region runs from base 105 to 1472 and encodes 455 amino acids. The record is from RefSeq and is a predicted model, not a curated record. Gene Ontology annotation, cellular component: COP9 signalosome. The transcript is spliced from 13 exons. Gene Ontology annotation, biological process: protein deneddylation.